UGCUCAAAAAGCAAGUAGGAACAAUUUUAGCGCUUUGAUAAAAAAUAAAUUUCAGUGAAAAAUGUCUGUUCCAAAUCUCUCUCAAGUGUAAAAAUAUAAAACAUCAAAAACCUCGCAAUGCAGCAAACCGGAAAAAUUUACCAUGAAACGAGAAAUUUUGUGUUCAAAUACUUCCUGGCAUUUACCUGGGUCGGUUUCAAUUUCGUCGUGUUCUGCAAGGCAUUCUCCAAUUACCAUCAUGAGCCCCAAUAUUACUAUCUCAGUAAAAUUUUGGGGAAUGGCUUGUGCGUGUCCCGCGGUACGGCUCCGGUUCUCAAUUUGACCAUGGCCCUGAUCACGCUGCCCAUGUGCCGAUCGUUGAACGUGCUGCUCAAUGCGAUCUUCGGACGGUGGUCCAGCCGCGUGUUGGUGUUCUAUCUGGAGAAAAUCAAGGUGCUGCAUCUGACGCUCGGAACUGGACUGAUUAUCGUUGGCGGUAAGCUUAUGGAAUGA
Messenger RNA from Uranotaenia lowii, 492 nucleotides. RefSeq names its product NADPH oxidase 4-like. The transcript has 3 exons. The record is from RefSeq and is a predicted model, not a curated record. The coding region runs from base 118 to 492 and encodes 124 amino acids. Lineage: Eukaryota; Metazoa; Arthropoda; Insecta; Diptera; Culicidae.